This is a messenger RNA of Xenopus laevis (African clawed frog), 656 nucleotides long. RefSeq names its product lectin, galactoside-binding, soluble, 1, gene 1 S homeolog (gene lgals1.S). NCBI's taxonomy places the organism in Eukaryota, Metazoa, Chordata, Amphibia, Anura, Pipidae. Gene Ontology annotation, molecular function: laminin binding; carbohydrate binding; lactose binding. The record is from RefSeq and is marked provisional.
UGGACGUGGAAAAAUGUCAGCUGGAAUGGUCAUGAGCAACUUUAGCCUGAAGCAGGGCCACUGCUUGGAACUGAAAGGUUUAAUUCCCAAAGAUGCUAAAAGCUUUGCAAUAAACCUGGGCAAAGACAGUUCCAACUAUGUCAUUCACUUUAAUCCUCGAUUUGACCACCACGGAGACACAAAUAAGAUCAUCUGCAACUCAAAAGAAGAAAACCACUGGGGGAAAGAGCAGAGAGAAAACGCUUUCCCAUUCCAGCAGGGAGCGGAGACAACGAUUUGUUUUGAGUAUCAAGCAGACCAUUUAAAGGUGAAGUUAUCUGAUGGAAAAGAAUUCAACUUCCCCAUCCGAAUGCCCUUGGAUACCAUUACAUUUCUCACUAUGGAUGGAAUAGAGCUCAAAUCUUUCUCGCUUCAUUAACAACUCUGUGGCCUCUACAGCCAAGAGAAGUCUCUAGUCCUACUGUCACAUAUAUCACAUGACAUAUAAAAAAUGUUCUCCCACCCAUAAUGCACUCCAGGGGCAAGCUUUGGUGAGAACUAUAUAGUUCCUAGUUAAAAAUGCAACUUUCAUAAAAGCUACUAAAGCGUUAUGCUAUUUUUUGCAAUAUGUAUUUAGCAGAUCCCCCUGUACUUAAUAAAAACCUGGUGGCAAGUAA